This is a messenger RNA of Gilbertella persicaria, 7740 nucleotides long. RefSeq lists its product as uncharacterized. The coding region runs from base 113 to 7675 and encodes 2520 amino acids. Gene Ontology annotation, biological process: phosphorelay signal transduction system; peptidyl-serine phosphorylation. The record is from RefSeq and is a predicted model, not a curated record. Lineage: Eukaryota; Fungi; Mucoromycota; Mucoromycetes; Mucorales; Choanephoraceae. Gene Ontology annotation, molecular function: ATP binding; protein serine/threonine kinase activity. Gene Ontology annotation, cellular component: cytoplasm; nucleus. The transcript is spliced from 7 exons.
CUCACACACUUUUUAUAUAUAGUGGCUCGUUUUUUUUUUCUUUUCUUUUCUUCUUUUUUUCUUUUUUUUUAUAUAUUCUGUGACGUGUUGAGUAACACUUUUCUUUAUAUACAUGGAACCAAUAGAUAAAAAGAAACCAGACUUGUUACAGUCAGACAAAACGACUGCACCUGUGGGUGUAAGUGCUAUUACAACUUCAGCAGAAAUUACGCCUUCUUCUUCCUCGUGCGCCAAACUUCGUAGUGUACCUAUUCCACAACCACUUAUACUUAAGCGUCGAGCAAGUAAAUCAUCUAUAUCCUCUGCUGAUGAAAAGACACCUUAUGAACACCCUCAUCCUGAUCCCAUAUCACCCACAGGAUUUGAUUAUCGAAAAUUGACGGACAUGGAAUACAGCAGCAGUCCAGGAAGUGAAGUCAAUGAAUCCCAUGCAUCUCGCUCACCUCCUCCUCCUUCUGCUUGUUUCUCACCGAGAUAUUCUAGUCCUCCUGCUGGAAGUGGAGGGAAAUACAUGGUACGAUCCAAGCGAGCCAGUUGGAUUGAUGGUUCUUCGUGUAUUUACGAUGCUAUACCUUCUACACCACCCAAUAAGGUCAUUAUUCCACCCUUAGGUCUGCCUAAACCAUUGCAGCAACCACCUUUACCUAGUGCAUCAGACGACAGCUCACUUAAAUCAGGCUCUUUGUCUAAACUAAGAGAAAAUAGACAGCAACAACAGUAUCAUAUACCUAAGCGUGAAAAUUCGAUUGAUAGUACACCUCUAUCUGCCUCUUCUUCUACCGAUCAUUCAUUUUCAAAGCACAGAAAAUUGUCUGAAGAUAUUGGUGAUAUGGACGAUAUACCCUCUCAUGAGAAAAGAAAAUCCCUUGUGCAUGAAAGAAAAGCAUCUGUUUCUUCUAUUGUUACUGAUUCUAGUUUAGCCAGUGAAGAAUUUCACUCACCCUUGUCUUCACCAUAUCGCUAUAAAGCACCUAAAUCAGCAUCAGCAUCACCUCUUGUCACACACGCCCAUACCUCGACAUCAACUCCUCAUACACCCUCUCCUCAAAAAGCAAGGCGUCGGUCUUCCAUGUCGAUGCUUCGAAACAUUCCCAGUGCCGAACUCGCUCAUAUCGUAAGCAGCAGUUCCUCCAAUCCUGCCUUAAAGACACCAGAUCAACACCCACUUACGCAUGAGGAAGAAUCACCUCAUGCAGAUGGUAUACCCAUUUAUCAGCACUCAUUACACUCCUUGUUAAGAAAGCAACUGUCCAAUAAACGUAAACCAUCACGUCGAUUGAUGGAUGUUCGCCAAGAAGCAGAUAAAGAUGUUAUUGAAAUGAACUUGGAUUCAGAGUCCAUGGAAAUACCUCAAGAGUCCUUUUUGGAAGAAAACAAUACCCUGAUGAACAGCCCUUUAUACCCAGCUAUGCUGUUGAAUGAGUCAGAAAUAAAAGAUGACAAGCCAAAAUUAUCCAUGAUUCCUCCUUUUUCAUCAUUUAGUAGAACAUCAGCACCUGAUAUUUCCAGUUGGCAUCAACAACAUGAAUAUACAGACUAUUUCAGUAAUGAACAUGUCUCUACUGGUGCUUCAUCUGUAGGUGUACAGCCCAAACCAAUGGCUUCAUCAUUUUAUGCUGACAAUACAACACAUGGAUCAGAUGAAGAUUAUGCUAAAAAGUUGUUCAUGUCUCGUUCUGCCAAAGUAAAGCGAUGGUGUAGUGUACGUGUAGGUGAUCUAGAAGAAAAGUUGGGCCAUAAGGGUCAUCAUCAUCAUCGACGCAGUAACAGUACUACCAGUAUCAGUAGUGUGCCAGUGCAAGACAACAGACGGUAUUCUGCUCAUCUUGGUCGAUUCCCUCAAGAUGAUUCAAAUAUGCCUACCAUUCUUGUGACAGCAGAAACAGAAGAAGGACACCGUCAAAUGGAAUCAGAGAACAAUGAGAUGGUCAACUAUAUUCCUUGGGUUGAUUGGUUAGAAGAAUACAAAGUGAUCAAAGCAAGAGAGAUCAGAAGAAGAUCUUCAACUACACAGAAUGACCCUGUGGAUGUUCGUCAUUUUCAGCCUACACCCAAUACAUCCGUUGUUAACCGUGUCUUGUCCAAUUGGUGGAAUAAUGUCAAGACAGGUGCUGAACACUAUUCAAAAUCAACUCGACAUCGUCAUUAUCUUAAGAGACCACUUAUAUCAGAAGAACGUAAUACACCACCUCGUCCUCCUUCCAUGGCUUCUUCUUCCAGCACUGUUCCACCACCACCACCACCGUCUUCUUUAGCGCGAAAGAAUACAGUCAAUUUGUUACUUGAUCUGCAUGAUUUGCAACAUCCAUUAGAAGGCAAAAUACGUCCAUAUGUAGCAGACGCUUCUCCUAUGACAACAGCCACUAGCAACAGUAAUCGUCGCCAUUCUUCUCGAGACAUGACACACAUGGAUACCGACAGCAUGUCACCUAUCUCGUUGCACAGCAGCGCACAAUCCUCUGUGCCUGAUAGCCCCAGUAGUUUGGCUGCCAAAAUGCCUCGUAAUCCCAUCACACAAAAGAGCCUUGCUAAACGUGUAGGCUAUCGUUUCUAUAACCCGGGUAAUCGUAUGGGCACAUUUGGUCAAUUAAGCCAUAUGGUGGGUCAAGCAUCCUCUGAAAAUGAUCCAACCACAGCUCGUAUUCAACACUCCAUCAAGUCACGAUUAGAGUUUGCUAAAGAAGCCUGUAAUGCUGAGUUAAGACAGAUCAUCGAUGGUUUAAAUGAAUAUGUUGAACGUGGAUUACAGUAUGUUGAAGAUAUGGACGAAAUUCUUGAAGAAGGCAUGCAUUCUGUAGCUAGUUUGGAUACUGAAGAGGAAGAAGAAGAAGAGGAGACAGGAGAGGAUAUAACAAUGUUGACUGCUCCUAUUAAUCACAGUAUACCAACAGAAGUGAUAACACAUCCAUUAGCUAGUGUUGUUGAAAUGGAUGAAUCUCCUUCCCCACCCUCUGAUCAUGAUCAUGCAUCACCCAAUAGUUUGCCUCAUAAACGAACUUUGUCCUCUGCCUUAGAUGAGCAUUUGCCCCCUGAUGAUACGCCACUUUACAGACAACCCACUCCACAAAAAGAAGAUGUAACAGCACUUCAACAACAGCACAACAACAUGGUCGCUUUAAUCUCUGAAGAUGCCUACCUUCCUACACCGUUUAUCCUCACCUUGCAAGACUUGAUUUCAGUUGCACAAAAUGUAAUGGAUACCUCUUUGGAUGAAAUCAUUGAAACAGGUGGUGCUUGUGCUGAAGCCGUGGCUCGUAUUCAGGCCAUUGGCACACAAUGGGACCUACAUCCUGAAUGGCCUUGUCGUGAAUGGUAUGUCAGGCUACUUUUGGGUAUUGCUGCACUUAACCGUGUGGUGGAAUGGUGGGCUGCUGAACGUGGGUUUUGGUCUACCAAUGCCACUGUCUCUAUUCCUCCCAGCGAUACUGAGAAUGAUGAUAUGGAAUCGAUCAGUAAUGUAUCUCGUAUGGAAGAAACAGACGAUGAACACAUGUCUAUUGACGAAGUCGGUUUGGAUUCUCGGUUGCCUAUCUAUGAACAAAAAGUAGAUGAACAUUUAGGCAGUCUCCAGUUACAAGAAGAAGCAGAACGAAGUCAGAGCUCAACGAUUAUUGUUGAACUGAGUUUAGGUACAACCAUUGUUCAGUAUGUAAGUCCUGUAUGGUCUGAUGUUGUAGGAUCGGAUCCUCAGACUGUGAUUGGUCAAAGUAUUACUAGUUUAUUGUCUGCAGAUGACAGCCAAGUAUUUAGUGCGGCUACAGAAGAAUUAUUAGCUGAUGAAUCGCAUACGGUAGAAGUACGUUUCCAUGUGAAUGAUAAAGAAGGAUCAUCUAUUGAAAUGGAAGGAAAAGGCAUGCUUAUGUGCAACCGUGUUACUGGAGAACCUAGCCAUACCAUGUGGGUCAUGAAGCCCGUUGUUCCUCGUCGAUGGUCUUUAAUAGACAUGUCACUUACACCUCGAAAUGACAAAAAACCAUCUUGGUUAAGUGGUGGCACUGAUCAGCAAGAAGAGUAUUGGAUGCAAUCCUCUCCUCAAGUAUCUGAAGAAGAACAAAGAGGCAUGGCACGUAGUCGAUCUAAAUCAGAGCCCGCUAUUUAUACACCACCUUUCUUACCUUCCAUUCAAGUCAACGAUCCCAACAAUGACAAGAUGGAAGAAGAUAACCAAACAACAGUUUCAUUAUCCACACUCAUGUCAUUACCACCUGUGCUUUGCCGUGUUUGUGAGCGACUUGUGGUGGCUGCAUUUUUCGAACAGCACUCUGAACUUUGUGUCGAAAUUCAUCAGAGCGAAAUGGAUGUCAAUGCAUGUAACGAUAGCUUGAUUGAACUUAAACAUGUUGUACAGGAACGCAUGGAGCUUGUGAAGCAGCAGAUUACUGAACUAGAAUCCAACAAGGACAAGCCAAAGAAACAACCUGAACAAGAGAAACCAUAUGAAGAAAGUGAUAAUGAUUCCAUCUUUGGUGAUUGUUUGCCUCUUGAAGAAGCAUUAGAUCCAUUGGAAGUUAAGAAGGCAGAAUUGGAACAAUACAAAGAUCUGUUUGAAAUCAUUGACGUUGCCUUGAGUAUCUCUAUGCCAGGUAGCGCAGAUCAUGAAGAAGACGAAGAAGGAGAUAAAAACCUACAAUCACCUCGGUCUAAAGAUAAAAUUGUCCAAAUUCUGUACUGGAGACCACCUACUUCAGACGACCCAACCAUGUCUAAUUUGAUUCGAGAUGUAGAAGACUUGACUCGGGGCAAAGUGGAUGCUGUCAACAGAAUGCGUGAUCGACUCGAGUACAACAAUAGAGAGAGAUCCGAGUUCCAAAAGAACACAAACCAACAGCCUAAUUGGACUGAAUUUGUGUAUGAAGAAGACAAGAAAUCAGACGAAGAAAAAGUAGAAGAGACGUUAAAAGUAUCGCCUAGAGAGGAACAGCCGACACGUUCAAGAAGAAGCUUUUUGAGCAAGAUCAAGUCAUGGCGACACAGACAAUCAUCUGGUGUUGUAGGACGUCUAUCCCGUCGAUUCAAAUCAAUCACACCUGAUUCGUUACAUACGCCUAUUGUAGAGAUGGAAACAAUUGAUACACCUAUGGGUUCGCCUGGUUUGCGGCCCAAGACAGCUUCAAUUAAGCAAGAACAUACCUCAGGUGCACAGACACCCAACUGUACGGCCAAGUCUCCUUCUUCGCCUUUGCAUGCACCUGUUAUUUCCCGUCCUACGUUCCCUAGUAUUAAAGAUUUUGAUAUCAUCAAACCUAUUAGUAAAGGUGCUUUUGGUUCUGUCUUUUUAGCUAAAAAGAGAACGACGGGUGAUUACUAUGCCAUCAAAUUCCUCAAGAAGUCUGACAUGAUUGCCAAGAAUCAAGUAACGAAUGUCAAGGCAGAACGUAUGAUUUUGAUGUCACAAACCGAUAGUCCCUUUGUGACUAAAUUGUAUUACACAUUCCAAUCCAAAGAUUAUCUGUAUCUUGUACUUGAAUAUCUAAAUGGCGGUGAUUGUUCUGCUCUGAUUAAGGUCAUUGGUAGUCUUCCUGAAGAUUGGACUCGAAACUAUCUUGCUGAAGUCACUUUGGGAUUAGAAUAUCUUCAAAGUAAAAACAUUAUUCACCGUGAUCUUAAGCCUGACAAUUUAUUAAUUGAUCAAAAUGGCCAUUUGAAACUGACAGAUUUUGGUCUCUCGAGAAUUGGUUUUCUUGACCGUCGAGUACGCGAUGAAUUGACGACUGUGUCUUAUCAUGAUCGAGCCCAGCCAAUUUCACCGGCGCCUUCAAGAUCAGGCACACCACCUCAAUCACCUGCAGAUCAGCCUUCUACACUCAAUGGUGGCGCUUAUCGACAUUCUUACUUUAGCUUCUUGUUUGAUCAAGGGCGUCAAAGAACACCGAGUACACCUCAUGUGAACAUACCUGAAGAAAAUAGUGUGUCGGAUACUCGUAGCUCUGAACAUACACAUCGCCGUCAUUUAUCCUCUGCUAUAUCUGAACCACUUUCUUCAGGCAUCACAACAAAAUCAGAUCGCCACAACAAGGAAGAAAGUACGCCUCGCCAAGCUGUUGGUACUCCGGAUUAUUUAGCUCCUGAAAGUAUUUUAGGUACUGGUCAAGACUCAAUGGUGGAUUGGUGGGCUCUUGGUGUCAUUUGUUAUGAAUUUUUGUACGGUAUUCCACCAUUCCAUGCAGACACGCCUGAUAAAGUAUUUGAGAACAUCCUUUCAAGACGCAUUGAUUGGCAUGAAGAUGUUGUCCAAAUCUCGCCUGAAGCACGCGACUUUAUGGAAAGAUUAAUGACGCUUGAUCCUGAAAAGCGUUUAGGCUACAAUGGUGCUGAAGAAGUCAAACAACAUCCGUUCUUCAAAAGUAUUCAUUGGGACACUUUGUUGACAGAAGCACCUUCAUUUAUUCCUCAACCAGCAGAUGCAGAAGACACUGAUUAUUUUGACGCCCGAGGCGCUACUAUGCAACUUGCACCUAAUGAAAUCAAUCAACUGGAUGAAUCUGCCAAGGCUCAAGUCGAACGUGCAAAAGCCAUUAUUCGUGAACAAAACCCUGAAAAUAUCUCGCCAGUCUCGGACAAAAAGAAACACAAGAGUAAGAGUAAGAGCAAGAAAUCAGAGCCACCUAAAGAAGAUGCAGAUGUGGAUUCAGACACGACUGAUUUCGGUACAUUUACUUACAAAAACUUACCUGUACUUGAAAAAGCCAAUGAGGACAUGAUACGAAAGAUCCGCCAUGAUAGUAUCUCUGCUAAUGCUAUGAAUGAUUCACCUCCGAGUAAAUUAUUGCAGCGUAAGAUGCCAUCCAAGUCCAAAAGUGGGUUUCAUGAUGGAUCGGGCACGCCUACAGGCAAUGUUUUUACACCCUCAACCUCGUCUUCUAUUUGUGCUACACCUUUGUCCAUGUCACCUUCAGUAUCUUCAAAACUAAACGUUGUCUCCCCGCCUGUUGGAAGAAAAUUGAAUGAUUCGACCUUACCACAUAUACCAACCAAAAUGUCAGAUAUAUCCUCUGCUUCAUCUUCAAAAGAAAGUACGCCACAUCGUAGUCGCUCCUUAUCUACGCCUUCACUUGAUCCUGUUAAAGCUGCUGCUGCCAUUGCAGCUGUUGUCAGCAGCCAAAGUCCUGGCCAUUCAAGCCACUCGACUCCAUCUACACAACAUCAUUACCGUCAUGAAGAUCUUGAUACUAGAAUACCAGCUACUACUACUUCCCCUUUCACAAAGCCUGAGCGAAAAUCUUCCAUGACGCACAAGCCAAAACCUCUUGCUUGUCUAGUGGCAGAUGAUAAUCCAAUUAGUUGUAAAAUUAUCGAAACUAUUCUUCAGAUGUUACAUUGCAGGUGUGUUAUUGUUCGUAAUGGUGCACAAGCCAUCCGAUCUGCCAUGAGUGAUGUACGUUAUGAUAUCAUCUUUAUGGAUAUUCGUAUGCCAAUCAUUGAUGGCGAAACAGCCGCAAGAAUGAUCAAAUCCACCAACAACAAUAACAGACAAACACCGAUUAUUGCAGUGACAGCCUAUGAAAGAACAGUUCAAUUGGCAGGUGCAUUUAAUGAUAUCCUGAGUAAGCCAGUGACCAAAGAUGUGAUUUCAAGGUGUCUUGCGCAGUUUUGUCGAACGACAGAACACAAUGAGGACAUGGUUGUCCAAAGUAGUAAUGUCACACCCUCCACAAGUCAUCCCAUUGCUUCGUAAACACAUACUGGUUUCGCUCAUUUUGAGAGAAUCACUCAAACCCAUAGAAAUAGAUUGAUGCGCUU